Tetrahymena thermophila SB210 is the source of this 1971-nucleotide messenger RNA. RefSeq lists its product as hypothetical. The transcript has 3 exons. The record is from RefSeq and is a predicted model, not a curated record. Lineage: Eukaryota; Ciliophora; Oligohymenophorea; Hymenostomatida; Tetrahymenidae.
AUGGAAAAUUAUGGAUAACCCAAACAAAGUGGUGAUAAUAAUAGCUCAUCUAAUGAGAUAAAUAUUUUCAAAAGGAGAAAUACAGAAUCGACUAUCCCAAAUCUCCAAUUUCUUUCUUCUUCUUUAGGAAACAAGAAGUUGAACUCUAAAAGGCAUUCAAUAAUGAGCUUCAACAAUUUUUUAGAAAUUUAGGCUCCUAAAUAAAAUAUUGAAACGCUUCAGUAGCCAUACUUAGAAUAAAUGAAACAAUAAAACAAAUUUUUAGUCGACUAAUAGAAAAAGCUAGUAUCACAAGAUGAGUAAAAGAAGAUAAAAGAAGAAAAUUAAAUGUAAAUAAUGAGAGACUACUAGAAUUUUAUGCGUUAGUUUGAAAAGAAAAAAAAACAAGAAAAAAUACAAUAAGAAGAUGUUGUGAUUUUUUGGGAAUAAAAAAUAUAUCCUGUAUAAAAAUAUGAUUUUUAAGUGUACUAUGACGAAAAAGGAAAUAGGAAAUGGAAUUUCCAUGAAGUUACAGAAAAAGAAAUGAAGAAGCAAGAACAAGACGAGGAAAUUUAAAAACAGAAAGAGAAAUAGGAGUUUCUUAAAAAAUUAGAAUUUAAGGAAUCAGAACAAUCAUAAUAGCUUACUUAAGAGCAUUAAAAGGUUAUGUAAGAGAUAGAAGAUUAGUGGAAAAGAACAUAGCGCUAAAAAAUUUAAUUUAUAAAUAAUCAUCAAAAAAAAAAUUUUUCAGUUGUUGAGCAAUAAAAUCAAGAAAUAAAAAAAUCUUAAUCUUAGGAUGCCUUCUAAAGCAAAAAAAUUAUGUAAAGAGACUAAUACACAAUAAGAAAAGUUUUAAGUAGUGUUCCUUUAGAUAAGCUAAAAUGGAUUAUGGACGAAAAAAAAAAAAAUUUUAAUGAAAUUUAGUAAAAGUUGUUAAAAAACCCAAUUUAUAAAUUAAAACCUCAAGUCAAGCCUACUCUCUCUUUUUACUCAAAGACUUCAGCUCAAUUUAAUGAAAAAAAUUUAAGUGGAUUAAUGUAAUAGCAAAAUGGAAGUUAACAACUAACAUAAAAUAUGGAUAAUAGUUAUCCUUCAUUUCGUUAAACAACUUCAUCUUGUUUUGAAAGGCUCUACACUCAAAAAACUGCUUCUUUUUUAAAUAAAAAAUUUAAUAUAAACAAUCCAGAUACACAGUCUUUCUUGACUACUAAAAAUAUGUGGGACACUAAUGGCUUUAGAUCAAGUUUCUCAACUGCAAUUUAAACUCCUUCCAGUUCGCAAGACCCUUAUCAGUUUGAGUAAUUUAAAAUAGAUACUAUUAUAGAUCAAGAUGACUUAGCUCCAAAGCCCAAGUACUUACAGAAAAAACACGUCAAAAAGCAAAAUCUUAGUUCUAAAUCUGCUAGCACUGUAAAAAAUAUAAUCCAAUAAAAUAUUUAACCAAAUUAAAUUGAAUAAGCUUAAUUGAAAAAUAAUAAAGAUUAAUUAGCUCUUUUAAAUAAUAAAUUAUAAGAAAAGCUUAAUUAGUAGAAAGCAUUUAAAAGCAUAAGUAGUUAUGAGAAUAGAUCAUAAACAUCUAGUAAAUAGUAUAGACUUAAAGAAAAUGAUGAAAUAGGAUAAAUCAUAUUUAAAAAAUAAUAAAAAAGAUAAAAAUCAGAAGACUUUUAAGGCUAAGUUAAAGAAUCUUUACUCCUUCAAAAUAAAGAUUUCUAUAAGCCUUAAUAAAUAUUAGAAACGCUAUUCUCUGAUUAUGAUUAGGAUAAUAAGUAAAGUUAUGUGGUUAUCAAAAAGUAGCUCAACACAAAAAAUGAAAAUAAUAUAUUCAACUUCAAGUCAUACUUUUCGAAUAGGUAUUAAUAAUAACCACCCUCAUUGCUAAUGACUAAAUAAGAAAUAAAAAAAGUGUCUGAAUAAUUUACUUAGAGUUUGCAAUAAUAAAUAAAAUAAAUUAAUGAUGAAAAAUCAAAUUUUGAUGCCUUAUAAAUAAAGUGA